UAGUACUAAAAUCCUCAAAGGGUCGAUUUGUCAUAAAGCACCGUGAGGAUAUCCUAGCUGGAUACGCUCUUCAGUUUAGUACUGACUAUAAAGUCAAAGCCUUGUGCUGAGUUUCGUUAUAUACUACAAGAUGCAAUACACCCCAUUUGUUUCAGACAUCGAGCUUCCCUUCUACACAUCCCUUGCAUCCCAGAAGAUCAAUCAUGACAAGCUAGAUGACUCUGCGAGAAGAGUACAAGGGCUCUAUGAGGUCCGCCCAUCAGACGCCCCUGCUGCGUCAUGUCGCAUGCAGAUCUUGGGGAACGCACUCAACAGUGACCACGUCCCACCAGGCUACUACAGAGCUGAGGGAAUAAUCAAGAACUUCAACACGGUAGAAGAAUACAGAAAUGCAGACAAGAUUGGGAUACUUCAACAAGCUGGAAGAGCCAUUUGGGAUGCCAUAGGUGGCUCGAUACUGUCGAAUCCGUCAAUCUUGUCGUCAUUUCUCAUCCUUUCAUUCGCGGAUCUGAAGAAAUACAAGUUUCAGUACUGGUUCGCAUUUCCUGCAAUCACUUCUCAGCCACACUGGGUUCCUGCAAAUGGGAGCAGCUCAAGUGAUAAUGCUAGUGCCCCAUCGAUCCCUGGCUCCAGAAGACUAUCUGAUGCCGAGUGCUCAGUCUUGGUUGAUAGAGUAGAAGCCUGGAAGACCCAGAAUGAUGUACGGCAACAUGGGUUUUUCCUGGCUCGAAAGGAGCACACAAAUGCAACUUCCGGCGGCGUGGCUGCUCCGGAAUGGAGAGUAUCUUCAUUAGCAGGUUAUGAGACUGGCUUCUUUGAUGGAUCAGAACCAGAAGAUCAGUACUUUGCUUUCGCUGAUCCGUCAAACUAUCCUAACGCUCCCGGUUGGAUGCUGCGCAACCUUCUGGCACUUUUACACCGCCGUUGGGGUAUUCAGAAAGCCCAAAUUUUACUCUAUCGAGAUAUUCCAUCUAAGCGGGAACUUGGACGGAGUCUGGCCGUUAUGCUGCAGUUGGAUACCACUCAGGAGUCCAAAGCUGCCAACGACUUAGCAUUUGGUGAAAUGCCUAAGAUUACCGGAUGGGAAAGAAAUAGCUCUGGGAAACUCGCUGGCCGAAUUUCAGACUUAACAGCAUACAUGGACCCUCGCAGAUUGGCCGACCAAGCAGUGGACCUGAAUUUGAAGUUGAUAAAAUGGCGAAUUAGUCCUGGCCUUGAUCUUGAUAAAGUUAAAGCAACAAGCUGUCUUUUACUUGGCGCUGGAACCCUAGGUAGUUAUGUUGCACGCAAUUUGAUGGGCUGGGGUGUACGAAAGAUUACUUUUGUGGACAACGGUUCGGUUUCAUUUUCUAACCCAGUUAGACAACCAUUAUUUGAUUUCAAUGACUGUCUAGGCGGGGGAGCAAAGAAAGCCACACGGGCUGCAGCGGCCUUGAAAGAGAUAUAUCCAGGGGUAGUGUCAGAAGGCCAUGUGUUUUCUGUCUUAAUGCCUGGUCACCCUGUUACCGAUGUUGCUCAGGCUGCCAAUGAAUUUGAGCUCCUUCGUAAGUUGAUCGAGGAACACGAUGCAAUCUUCCUCCUCAUGGAUAGCCGGGAAUCUCGUUGGUUGCCAACUGUCAUCGGCAAGUCAUUAGGAAAGAUCGUCAUGAAUGCCGCCUUGGGCUUUGACACUUUUGUCGCGAUGAGACAUGGAGUGAAACUUCAGUCAGCUAGGGAAGCGGAGCUUGGGUGUUACUUCUGCAAUGAUGUGGUUGCACCAAUGGAUUCCAUGAAAGACCAAACGCUCGAUCAGCAAUGCACAGUCACUAGACCGGGUGUCUCCGCAAUUGCAUCCGCCCUCUUAGUAGAGCUAUUUGUUUCCAUUUUGCAGCAUCCUGACGGAGCUGCUGCUCCUGCUCCAAUCACCCAAAAUGCUGAGCGAGGAGAUCAUCCUCUCGGCCUCGUCCCACACCAAAUUAGAGGAUUUCUCUCUACAUUCUCCAAUAUCCCAGUCACGGGAAGAAGCUAUGACUGCUGUAGCGCAUGUUCGGAUAGAAUCGUGGAUGCAUACAGGAAAGAUGGUUGGGAUUUUGUGCAGAAAGCAAUCAACGACAAAGACUAUGUUGAGGAAUUGAGUGGCCUGAAAGAGGUAGAAUUCGACCCAGUUACUGGUUAUUUUGUACCGAUACUGACUCCGCCGCAGGUACAACGUAAAGCCGAGGAGAAUGUCGCUGGUAUCGAGUGGGAGGAUGACUCUGAGGGACUCAUUGAAGAGUAGAUAAGCACCCGAGUCUAGGGAACUUUUCCUGAACAACAGUAUGAAAAAGUGCCCCAAAUCAUUCAAUAUCGAGGACAUCUGAUCUUGAGGCAUGUGGCUUUCUAGUCAUAGCAACAAAAAAGGCUUCCCGUGACUCCUAUUAUUGAUUGUCAGCAUCAGGAGAAGACGAAGAUCAUCUCUUGCAAUGAUCGAGAGACAAGGUUUAUCAUACACUACGGGACGAUUCCGGCUUCAAUCUAUGUACCUUCUCGAACAACGCCUUGAGUUGUUUUUCGAAGACUUUGUCUUCCGGUCCUUGGUAGAAUUUGCAUACGAAAUGACCACCAGGCUUCAGGACAUUGAAGCUAAACUGCAACGCUGCUCGGCACAGAUCCUGAAAUGAUCAUAUUUAGUCUCAUAUAGCCACAUCUCAAGUAUUGAAUAAUCCAAGACACUUACCAUACUUC
Talaromyces stipitatus ATCC 10500 is the source of this 2703-nucleotide messenger RNA. RefSeq names its product autophagy ubiquitin-activating enzyme ApgG, putative. Gene Ontology annotation, biological process: C-terminal protein lipidation; cellular response to nitrogen starvation; autophagosome assembly. Lineage: Eukaryota; Fungi; Ascomycota; Eurotiomycetes; Eurotiales; Trichocomaceae. Gene Ontology annotation, molecular function: Atg8 activating enzyme activity; Atg12 activating enzyme activity. Gene Ontology annotation, cellular component: phagophore assembly site; cytoplasm. The record is from RefSeq and is a predicted model, not a curated record. The transcript is spliced from 6 exons. The coding region runs from base 131 to 2257 and encodes 708 amino acids.